Messenger RNA from Ctenopharyngodon idella (grass carp), 3369 nucleotides. RefSeq names its product N-ethylmaleimide-sensitive factor a (gene nsfa). Bases 106 to 2340 code for a protein of 744 amino acids. Lineage: Eukaryota; Metazoa; Chordata; Actinopteri; Cypriniformes; Xenocyprididae. Gene Ontology annotation, molecular function: ATP hydrolysis activity; ATP binding. The transcript has 21 exons. Gene Ontology annotation, biological process: SNARE complex disassembly; Golgi to plasma membrane protein transport; intra-Golgi vesicle-mediated transport. Gene Ontology annotation, cellular component: Golgi stack. The record is from RefSeq and is a predicted model, not a curated record.
UAUCCAUGCGCAUGCGCAGCUCUCGCCUGUGUCGCUGUCCGCUACUGUAGUGCUGCUCUAGUUCUGCUGCGUGGAACUCUCCCGAGCAGCAUCACCAACGCAAACAUGGCGACCCGGACAAUGCAAGCGGCUCGAUGCCCAACAGAUGAGCUGUCACUGACGAACUGUGCAGUAGUUAGCGAGAAAGACCUGCAGUCUGGACAGCAUGUGACUGUGAGGACAACACCCACCCACAAGUUUGUGUUCACAGUGAAGAGUCACCACUCUGUGGUUCCUGGAACCAUCGCUUUCAGUUUGCCACAGAGGAAAUGGGCAGGCCUGUCCAUUGGACAAGAAAUAGAAGUGGCCAACUACAACUUCGACAAAUCCAAGCAGUGCAUUGGUGCCAUGACUAUUGAGAUUGACUUCCUUCAGAAGAAGAGCACCGACUCCAGUCCUUACGACUCAGACAAAAUGGCUGCCGAGUUUAUCCAGCAUUUCAACAAUCAGGGUUUCUCCGUGGGGCAGCAGUUGGUCUUCAGUUUCUGUGACAAACUCUUUGGCCUAGUAAUCAAGGACAUUGAGGCGAUGGACUCCAGCAUACUGAAAGGGGAACCAGCAUCUGGCAAAAAACAAAAGAUUGAGAUCGGUCUGUUGGUUGGAAACAGUCAAGUGAUCUUUGAAAAAUCAGAGAGUUCAUGUCUUACUCUAGUUGGCAAGGCCAAGACCAAAGAAGCCCGUCAGACGAUCAUUAACCCUGAAUGGAACUUCGAGAAAAUGGGCAUCGGUGGUCUAGACAAGGAGUUCUCAGAUAUCUUCCGCAGGGCCUUCGCCUCUCGAGUCUUUCCUCCAGACAUCGUGGAGCAGAUGGGUUGUAAGCAUGUGAAAGGCAUCCUGCUCUUUGGUCCUCCUGGCUGUGGUAAAACACUGAUGGCCAGACAGAUCGGCAAGAUGUUGAAUGCCAGAGAGCCAAAGAUAGUCAACGGUCCAGAAAUCCUCAACAAGUAUGUGGGUGAAUCUGAGGCCAACAUUAGGAAACUGUUUGCAGAUGCUGAGGAGGAACAGAAAAGGUUGGGUGCUAACAGUGGUCUGCACAUCAUCAUCUUUGAUGAACUGGAUGCUAUCUGUAAGCAGCGUGGUACAAGUGCAGGCAGCACAGGUGUGCACGACACUGUGGUCAACCAGCUCCUGUCAAAGAUCGAUGGAGUGGAGCAGCUCAACAACAUCCUCGUCAUCGGCAUGACUAACAGGCCUGACCUUAUAGAUGAAGCUUUGAUGAGACCUGGCCGAUUUGAAGUGAAGAUGGAAAUUGGUUUGCCAGAUGAGAAGGGCCGUGUUCAGAUUCUGAACAUCCACACAUCUAAGAUGCGAGAGUUUAACCUCCUGGCUGGUGAUGUGGAUGUUAAAGAGCUAGCUGCUGAGACCAAGAACUACAGUGGAGCUGAGCUGGAGGGCCUGGUCAGAGCUGCCCAGUCUACUGCCAUGAACCGCCACAUUAAGGCCACAUCUACUGUAGAGGUGGACAUGGAGCGAGCGGAAAAGCUACAGGUCACUCGAACAGAUUUCAUGGCGUCCUUAAAUAACGACAUUAAACCUGCUUUUGGCACUAAUCAGGAAGACUAUUCCAGUUACAUUAUGAACGGCAUCAUUAAGUGGGGUGAUCCAGUGAGUCGAGUGCUGGAGGACGGAGAGCUGCUGGUGCAGCAGACUAAGAACAGUGACCGCACCCCACUGGUGUCUGUGCUUCUUGAGGGACCUCCUCAUAGUGGAAAAACAGCCCUGGCCGCCAAAAUCUCAGAGGACUCACAGUUCCCAUUCAUUAAGAUCUGCUCUCCAGACAAGAUGAUUGGCUUCUCAGAGAUCUCCAAAUGCCAGGCAAUCAAGAAGGUCUUUGACGAUGCUUACAAGUCUCAGCUCAGCUGUGUUGUGGUUGAUGACAUUGAGCGUCUAUUAGAUUACGUGCCAAUUGGUCCUCGAUUCUCCAACCUGGUUCUUCAGGCCCUCUUGGUUUUGCUGAAGAAGAUUCCACCUCAUGGCCGUAAGCUGCUGAUCAUCGGUACCACCAGCCGUAAAGACGUGCUGCAGGAGAUGGAGAUGCUGGAUGCGUUCAGCACCACCAUCCAUGUGCAAAAUAUCUCCAGUGGGGACCAUCUGGUUGAGGCCUUAGAGCUCCUGGGCAGCUUUACGGAUACAGAGAGAACCACCAUUGCCCAGCAUGUGAAAGGAAAGAGAGUGUGGAUUGGCAUUAAAAAGCUUCUCAUGCUUAUUGAGAUGUCUCUGCAGAUGGAUCAGGCAUACAGAGUCAGCAAGUUCCUCUCUCUACUCAAAGCCGAGGGAGCAGAUCGUGGUUUCUAUGAGUAACAGAACACAGGAGAGCGGGACGCCCAUGCUGUUCCUCUCAAAUGGAGGCCCUUGAUGCCCUCUGCAUGUUCCCUUGGCAACUACAAGCAAACUCCACCCAAACGACACCCUCCCAAUACUGAUAACUGGAUGGCGAUCACACAGCCAUCCCCUCAUAUCAAACCAGUAUCAAAUAUAGUCUUGUGCUUUGUGUAAUAUUUCUGUACGGCUGUUUGUUUACAUGAAUAUCCCUUUUAAUCUCCUCAAAGCCAUGAAGAUGUAAAAAAAAUCUGAUAUAUGAAAAAAAGAAUUUAUAUAUGCUGCUGGAUGCAGAACAUAUCUAGUGAAUCUAUAUCAUGCAACAUGUGAAUCUUUAAGUAGGAUAUAAGAAAGCUGUUAUUGUGUGUGUAUAUAGUGAAGAUGAGCCGUGCUGUUCGUAGUGUGCAUACACAGAACCCUUCCUUUGUGAUUGUGUUGUGGUAACACAAGAAGACAUCAUAUAGAUCACAGUGUUAUUUGAUAUUGUACAUAGGUUCAAAAUAUGCCAGUUCUUUUUGUUUCAUUUGUUUUUGUUUUAAAGUUACUGUGUCAGAGCUGGAAAUAUUUAGUAUAUGUAAACUACUCGACUGUAUGUACUAUACGUGCGUACUAGUGUUCGAGAAGUCAGCAUUUUGAGAACAACCUUGAGAUCAGUUCUACAGUGGAUUGAUAAUCUGUUGUGGUCACUACAUGAGUGUCUGUUGGUGUGUGUGUGUAUAAAUGAGCGAGUGAGUGAGUGUAUUAAUGAUCAGCUUCAGAGUGAACUAAUUUGUGUGGCUGUAUUUAUCUGUGUAAGUAAAGUGUGUGUAGAUAUUGUUUUUGAAAUGACUAUUCAUGAAUAUGUUGUUUUAUGUAUUUAUUUUGCCUGCCCAUUCAUUCAUAUGGUUUAUGUGACCAGUGUUCAAUGUCCAGAGCUCUUUGAUCUGUUAUGACUAUUGGAGAUGUACUGUAUGACCAGAUGCAAAAAUGUGUUACUGCAAUAAAAAAUAACAGGCUCACAGUAAAAAUGUA